UGUUCUCUCCUUGCUUCCUCCACAGACAGAAGAGAGAAGAGAGAGAGAGAGAGGGAGAGGGAGAGGGAGGGGAGGGAGUCCGAGAAAGCUCGCCAGGCAGAACGCGAAUGGACGCUUCGAUCCGGGACGCUCUCCUCGUCGCUCCCGAGGAAAUGUCUUGAAGGGAACGAGAAACUCGCUCUUGCUGGUUUGCUUGUCUGUGGAGGAGGUUCCUGGUUGCAGCAGCACGUUGCCUUGGUAUUUAAAAGCUGUUUGGAGGUGGGGGGUUUCAUGGGUUGAACUCAGAGAACAAUGGGGAGUUUCGGGGAAGAGGAAGAUUAUCAAUUUUUCGAUGCCCACGAAGAGAUUUCAUCCGUAGACAAUGUACAUGGUGAUUGCUUUCGUGGAGUCGAGAUUGCUUGUUCUCGUCAUUCCCCUGCUGCCUGUGUCCCUGCAACUUUCACGUCUGAUGUUUGGAUGCAUCGCCCCUGCAGUGUAGAGGAGCGGCGGACUAAAUUCUUGAACUGGAUGGGUGUCCGUUCGGAUUUCGAUGGGUGUCAAAGUUCAGCAGAUGUAGGUAUGGAUCCGCCGAUGGAUGAUAGAGUUAGAGGGAGUAGUGGGGCCAUGUUGAGGAACUCUGGUUUCAAGGAUGAGCUUUGUUCCAGUGGAUCUUCAGAGUCGUCUUUGUCUAGUGAUAAUUCAGAAUGGGCAAGAGAGUUAGUUAUGGAGGAGAAAAAUUUUGUAUGUAGAGCAGGGAAUGGGGAUGGAGCAAGGGAAGCUGAUGUAGAUGAUCUAGAUGUCAAGAUGAGCGAAGGUCAGGAUAUGGGUUCAAAUUGGUUAAAUAGGGUGAAAGAGACUGAGAGCCAAACCAGUUCAUCUCCACUAGCAAACCAAUUCGAGGAGAGUGAACCUGCAGAAGUGAAUGGCACGAAGGAGGUUAAGAAGAAACUUAGAAAGAGGUGGCUUACCAAAUUGCGUUCCAUGACUUGUGUCAUGGAUAGGCAGGUAGAAGUGUGCUCCAGCAAAAAUGAUGCAUUAGAAGGUCUGAGAGUUCGGAGGGUGAAGGUUCGGCAUUGCAGGAAACGAUUGAAGGAAUUGUCAGCAUUGUUCAAUGGGCAAGACUUUCAGGCUCACAGCGGUAAAAUUUCAAAGAUGAAAUUCAGUCCUGAUGGGCAGUUCCUUGCAAGUGCCGGUGAGGACAGGUUCGUGAAAAUAUGGCAAGUGGUGGAGGAUGACAGAUCUGAUGAUCUAGACAUUCCUGAAAUAGACCCAUCAUGUGUAUAUUUCACUGUGAAUCAUGUCUCUGAAUUAAGUCCACUCUAUGCUGAGAAAGAGAAAAUGGGCAAACCAAGCAGUUUGAGGAAGACAUCAGACUCCGCCUGUGUCAUUUUCCCUCCAAAAGUUUUCCGGAUUCUGGAGAAGCCAUUACAUGUGUUCCGGGGUCACCAAGGCGAAAUAUUGGACCUGUCGUGGUCGAUCGAUAAUCAUCUGCUUUCCUCUUCCAUGGACAAUACCGUUCGUCUGUGGCAAGUAGGGUCUGACAACUGCCUCGGAGUCUUUAAGCAUACAAAUUAUGUAACUGGUGUUCAAUUCAAUCCUGUGGACAAUAACUACUUCAUCAGUGGUUCAGUAGAUGGAAAAGUGCGCAUAUGGGCAGUUCAUGAUUGCCAAGUUGUCGACUGGACUGAUGUUAGAGGAAUCGUGACUGCUGUUUCCUAUCGCCCGGAUGGACAGGGGAUGAUUGUUGGGUGCAUGUCGGGACAUUGCCGCUUUUACAGCGUGUCAGAUAGUCAUUUACAGCUGGAGGAUGGUAUAUUUUUGUGCAGUAAGAAGAAGUCACUUUGUAAAAGGAUAACGGGGUUUGAGGUUUUCCCGCAUGAUUCAAGCAAGGUAAUGGUUACCUCCGCGGAUUCACAGAUAAGAAUUCUAGACGGGAUUAAUGUGAUCAGCAGAUACAGAGGUUGCCGUGGUGCUGGUAAUCAAAACUUUGCAUCUUUGACGUCAGAUGGGAAGCAUAUUGUUUCAGCAUCUGAGGACUCAAGUGUAUAUAUAUGGAAUUGCCUUGAUCAAAAAGGGUCUAUACCUUCUGAGGCGAAAGUCAUCAGAUCCUGUGAACGUUUCUCCUCUAAUGCAUCAGUGGCAAUACCAUGGUGUGGGUUCAAGCGCAGGAAUUCACCCGAUGGAUUGAAGUUGGAUGAUUUGGGUACGAAGUCACUGGAAGCUCUCUCUUCUUCACCAGCGUGUUUCUACCAGGGCCAUGAAUUUUUAUUGGAGUCUUUUCCCAAGGGCUCCGCCACUUGGCCUGAGGAGAAGCUUCCCACUUCUAGCCCAUGGCCAUCAUCACAUGCUAUGCACAAAACGCAGUACAAGUUUCUGAGGACUUCUUGCCAGAGCACAUCCAAUGCCCACGCAUGGGGAUUAGUUAUUGUGACCGCUGGUUGGGAUGGAAGGAUCAGAUCUUUUCUCAAUUAUGGAUUGCCCGUCCCUUGUUGAGAUAUUGAGCAGCUUAUCUAAUCCCUCAAAGCAUUAUGAUUAGCCCUUAAAUUGGCUUGUUCAUGUCCAUGGUCUAUCUCUGGUAGACAAUGCCUUGUUCUGCACGUUCAAAUGAUUGGUGUCAGCUGGUUCAGGUUCAGGACUCAAUUGAGCACAUUUUCAGUGUAUAGUAAUCCCAGUUGGCUACGACAGGUGGCAAUAAUUCAGUGGUUGGCACUCAUAAUCAAGCUGGGAAUCUGCAAGUGGUCGAGGUGGGCUACUUGGAUCGCUUGGUUAAUUCACUAUUCUUUUGAUUCAUUAAUCUGAAAGGUCAAGUCCAUGUGGCCCUGAAAAGACGUGCAAAUUCCAAGUACUGCAUUCCAGGAGCCAUCUCCAGAUAUCGUUGGGUUAUUAUGGAUGGAUGUGCUUGAAUUGUGGGGGCCUAAAUUAGGAUCUCUUCCUCAUGUAUGCCCCUUUAAAGAAGAUUGAGAUAGGGCAUAUCCUGAUCUGUGGUUGGAGUUGACUCUCGAAAGAAAAUGGUGGGGGAGGUUCACCAUGAUCUCAUGCUGGCUGGUCUGAUUGAUUGAAACAAUUGUCUGCCAUUUCAGUCAGUUUUCAGCGUAGGGUCAACUGCACCGGAUCUUGUCCAGAAAUGGGGUCGCUGGCUCGUCUCAGAGUCGAAGUGCUUAUAUCUUGGGCCAUGCUCGGACAGAUUAACUUCUUGGUUUAGGCAAGCAGAGGACCGGACAUCCAUCGCCACACAAGCUCCAAAAUGAGCUGGUGCUUUGGCUAACUUAAAUCGAGGAUGUAUGUUCUCUUAGAUAGUUCCAAGUACAUAGAAUUUUUUUUUUCCUUUUUCCUAUUCCGGUAAGUAAAGGGGGAAUAUCUUCCUGUGUAGCUUACUUCCCGGCGUAAUUCACAUGUAGCUAGUAAAAAAUUUUGUGCAGUGAAGAAGGAUUGUACAUGCUUGUACCUUUAGAGGUGAAAGAAAAUGAGUUUCAGCAAUUUUUCUGCUAAA
Eucalyptus grandis is the source of this 3469-nucleotide messenger RNA. Its product is annotated as WD repeat-containing protein 44. Bases 292 to 2472 code for a protein of 726 amino acids. Gene Ontology annotation, molecular function: protein binding. The record is from RefSeq and is a predicted model, not a curated record. The transcript is spliced from 8 exons. Lineage: Eukaryota; Viridiplantae; Streptophyta; Magnoliopsida; Myrtales; Myrtaceae.